AUGAUGUCCUCAACGCAAGAAGAAGACCCCUUCCUCCAAGUCCAAGCCGACGUCCUCUCCGCCCUCUCCACCACCCGCCCCCUCUUCACAUCCUACCUCCGCAUCCGCUCCCUCCCCACCUCAUCCGGCACGCCCUCCCCCGAACUCCUCUCCGCGCAAGCAGACCUCACAUCCGCGCUCUCCUCUCUAGCAGAAGACCUCGCGGAUCUAGUCGAGAGUGUGAAAGCAGUGCAGAGCGAUCCGUAUAAAUACGGCUUGGAGAUCGAGGAGGUGAGUAGAAGGAAGAGGUUAGUGGAUGAGGUUGGGGGCGAGGUCGAGGAUAUGAGGGAGGAGUUGGCCAAAACUGGGAGUGGGGGCUAUGCCAAUAGGAAUGGCAGUGGGAGUACAAAUGGAGAUGGAAAUGCCUUUCGGGAGGAAGAGCCAGACUACAACGCGGAAUUUGAACACCAGCAACAACUGCACAUGAUGGCCGAACAAGACCGGGAUCUCGACGGGGUAUUCCGCACAGUUGGGAAUCUCAGACAACAAGCUGAUCAUAUGGGACGGGAGCUGGAAGAGCAGGCUGAGAUGCUGGAGGUUGUGGAUGGGUUGGCGGAUCGUGUGGGGGGCAGACUGCAGACAGGGAUGAAGAGGAUGGGGGAGGUGGUUAGGAGGAACGAGGAUGGGUUGAGUAGUUGCUGUAUUGGGGUGCUGAUUCUUGUGCUGGUUUUGUUGUUGGUUCUUGUGCUUAUCUUGUGA
This is a messenger RNA of Cadophora gregata, 738 nucleotides long. RefSeq lists its product as uncharacterized. Bases 1 to 738 code for a protein of 245 amino acids. The record is from RefSeq and is a predicted model, not a curated record. Gene Ontology annotation, biological process: Golgi vesicle transport. The transcript has 2 exons. Gene Ontology annotation, cellular component: membrane. Lineage: Eukaryota; Fungi; Ascomycota; Leotiomycetes; Helotiales; Ploettnerulaceae.